AUGCAGAUUUUUCACAUACACUCCCCUGACACGUGCGCUGUUGGAGAUCUGAGAAUAUCUUUUCCUCUUUAUUCAGGUGAGAAAGGAGUCAAAGGCUUAUCGGGGGUGUCUGGAAAAAAGGGAAAAGCAGGCACAGUCUGUGACUGUGGAAGGUAUCGCAGAGUUGUUGGACAACUGAACAUCAAUGUUGCUCGUCUUAACACAUCCAUCAAGUUUGUAAAGAACGUUAUAGCAGGUAUCAGGGAGACAGAUGAGAAAUUCUAUUACAUCGUGAAAGAAGAGAAGAACUACAGAGAAGCCUUGAUCCACUGCAGGGACAGAGGAGGAACACUGGCCAUGCCUAAAGAUGGGGCAACCAACGCCCUGAUUGCUGACUACAUCUCCAACAGUGGUCUCUUCCGAGCCUUCAUUGGGCUGAAUGACAUGGAAAAAGAAGGACAGUUUGUGUACGCAGACAACAGUCUGCUGCAGAACUACAGUAACUGGAAGGAAGGAGAGCCUCACGACCCAGCUGGCCGUGAGGACUGUGUGGAAAUGCUCAGCACGGGAGAGUGGAAUGACUCCGAGUGCCAAGUCACCAUCUACUUUGUCUGUGAAUUCCUCAAGAAGAGGAAAUAA
Molecule: messenger RNA, 618 nt
Organism: Balearica regulorum gibbericeps (East African grey crowned-crane)
Lineage: Eukaryota; Metazoa; Chordata; Aves; Gruiformes; Gruidae
Source: RefSeq, a predicted model, not a curated record